UUAGAAGGAUCUGGGAAGUAACAGAGAGAAGAACCACGUAAACGAAUACAGUCCAUGUAUGUAAUGAAGGAUUCUUGGGAGAACACGAUAUUAACUUCUCUUCUUUUUUGCUUUUAAACAACGUUGUUAAUUCUCAAUUUUGUUAAAGCCCUCUUCUUCUUCACCUGCUACUACUUUUUUACAAUGUCCGGGGAGGCUACUUCUUCUGGGUUUAAUUUGGAAGGCAUUGAUGAUGUUCAAGAUUUUCCAUGGGCGAAUUCGGGAGAGACGACGCCAUCUAUAUCGUGGGACAGGUACAAUCAUCUCUGUGAGAUUGUUCAGAUGGGUAACAAAGCAUAUCGUGAGAACAGAUGGGACGAGGCUAUCAAUCGUUACACAAGAGCUAGUAACAUUAAGCCGGAUGAUCCUAUUAUUCUUAGCAAUAGAUGCUCUUCAUACCUCAGGUAUAGCCAAUUUCUGAAAUGUAGAUCUGCAUCAGAUUCAGAAUACAGGCCAUUGAGUGGGUUGGAUCCUACAACGUAUGCUGGGCUAGCACUAAAGGAUGCUGAGAAGGUGAUGCAUCUGCAGAACAAUUCAGUUACCCCAUAUAUUCUGAAGGCAAACUCACUCAUUUUGUUAGAAAAAUAUGAUCUCUCCCAAGAGGUAAUCCGUUCAGGACUUCAAAAGAAUCCUCUAAGCAAUCCCCUUCUAAAUUUGGAGAAAUCGAUCAAAGCUACACUUGGAAGGAGAAGCCAUGGGAGACCACAGCGCAGUGAUGAGUUUGACUGCACCCUGUGCUUAAAGCUAUUAUAUGAACCUAUAACAACUCCCUGUGGACAUUCUUUUUGCCGUGCAUGCCUCUUCCAGUCAAUGGAUCGAUAUAACAGAUGUCCAUUGUGCCGAACAGUUCUUUUCAUUAGUCCCAGAACGUGUGCAAUCAGUGUAACGUUGAACAACAUAAUAGAAAAAACUUUUCCUGAGGAAUAUGCUGAAAGGAAGGCUGAGAAUGACAGUUUGAUAAACCUUGGUGUUGACUUGCUGCCUCUUUUCGUCAUGGACGUUAUUCUACCAUGUGAGAAGAUCGCACUUAACAUUUUUGAACCUCGUUACAGACUGAUGAUCAGGAGGAUAAUGGAAGGAAAUCGCCGAAUGGGAAUGGCUGUUCAUGAUCCUACGACAGGUUCAGUAGCUGAUUAUGCUUGUGAAGUGGAGAUUAUAGAAUGUGAGCCACUUCCAGAUGGGCGUUUCUUUCUGGAGGUCGAAAGUCGACGUAGAUGCCGCAUCGUACGACAUUGGGAUCAAGAUGGGUAUCGUGUUGCUGAGGUUGAAUGGAUACAUGAUAUAUGCCCAGCCGAAGGAACAAGAGAGAGGCAUGAAUUACUGGAGACGGCAAAUAAGGCGGCGGCAUUUGCUCAACAAUGGUUGAGGAACGCACAACAAGUAGCAGGAGAUCGGAGACGUGCAGAACUCUUCAAAGCUGAAGGGUUGAUGCCAUCAUCACAGGAUCCUGAGUGCUUAAGUUUUUGGCUUAACACUCUGACCAGUCGUAGACCAACAGAGAAAUUAGACCUGCUUCAGAUAAGAGAUACACAUGAGAGGAUAAGGCGAGGUCUGCUAUACAUGAAACAAGAAGAACAAGGUUGCCGGCUGCAAUAAUAUAUAUUGAACAUGUAAUUAGUUCCUUUUACAUGAAAACAGGAGAAGGCUGCCAGCUGCUAUAAAUUUUGGUCAACCUAUAAUUAUAGUUCCAUUAUUUGUAUUAUCAUUGGUUUUUCUGUAAAGCUCAUUUUGAUUUCAAUAUUUUUUUAAUCCACAUUUCCAGUACUGGAGGAUCCUCCGCCCAAUUUUCCUCUUUCAUAGAGAUAUAUUGUUGACUUCAACCUUUUAUCUAUUGUAAAGGCCCGCAGUGUGCAUACAGUAAAACCAGAAGGACGAAGUUUGUAGCCUCGUUAUCUCGAGGAGAAUGAAUCUUUUUGUUUGUAUGGCAAUACAAUCCAUAUUAUGUUUGCUUCAUUCACCAAAUUCACCGCAAUAUGAAAGGAUUUUGAGUUGUAUUCUGGAAA
Molecule: messenger RNA, 2042 nt
Organism: Solanum dulcamara
Lineage: Eukaryota; Viridiplantae; Streptophyta; Magnoliopsida; Solanales; Solanaceae
Exons: 18
Coding region: 184-1635 (483 amino acids)
Molecular function (GO): protein binding
Source: RefSeq, a predicted model, not a curated record